Messenger RNA from Olea europaea var. sylvestris, 852 nucleotides. RefSeq lists its product as uncharacterized. The coding region runs from base 25 to 549 and encodes 174 amino acids. Lineage: Eukaryota; Viridiplantae; Streptophyta; Magnoliopsida; Lamiales; Oleaceae. The transcript has a single exon. The record is from RefSeq and is a predicted model, not a curated record.
ACCUCCAAGCAAAUCUGGGAUUCUAUGAAGAAAAAAUACCAGGGGUCCGCAAGAGCAAAAAGACAACAGCUACAAGCUCUUCGAUCAGAAUUUGAAACAACUCGAAUGAAGUCAGGAGAAUCUGUGACGGAUUACUUCCCACGGAUAAUGACGAUUGCCAAUAAGAUGCGGAUUCAUGGUGACAAAACUGAAGAUGUUACCAUUGUCGAAAAAUUACUCCGGUCCAUGACUCCAAAAUUUAAUUUUGUUGUCUGCUCAAUAGAGGACUCCAAAGAUAUUGAUGAGCUUUCACUAGAUGAACUCCAAAGCUCUUUGCUUAUCCAUGAACAAAAGAUCAGUGAGCAAGACAAAGAUGAACAAGCAUUGAAGGCUUCAACAGGUGCUUAUGGCUGGACUUCAAACAAAGCAAAUAAAGGAAGAGGUAAAGGAUUUAAGGAUCAUAAAAAUCAGCAUCAGCAAUAUGGUAACCAAUUUGGUGAUUCUCGAGGAAGAGGCAGAGGCGAAUUUCAUUUUGGCAACCACAGAGCAAAAGUCAGUAGACAAAGCUAAUAUAGAGUGCUACAGAUGCCACAAAUAUGGACAUUAUCAAUCAGAAUGUCAAACUAACAUGUCUAAAAGCAAUGGGGAAAAAUCAAAUUUUGCAGAAAAAGAUGAGGAAAUAUCUCUGCUAAUGGCCUGUCAUACAAGAGAAGAGACUAACAAGAAUUUGUGGUACCUGGACACUGGUUGUAGCAACCAUAUGUGUGGGGAUAGGACAAUCUUCUCCACCUUAGAUGAAUCUUUCAGAGAUAAUGUAAAGUUCGGUGAUAAUUCAAGAAUUUCUGUUAUGGGAAAAGAAUAAAUUAUUAUCCA